Messenger RNA from Carassius gibelio (silver crucian carp), 5030 nucleotides. It is a transcript of the gene ksr1b, whose product is annotated as kinase suppressor of ras 1b. Bases 278 to 3070 code for a protein of 930 amino acids. Gene Ontology annotation, molecular function: ATP binding; protein kinase activity. NCBI's taxonomy places the organism in Eukaryota, Metazoa, Chordata, Actinopteri, Cypriniformes, Cyprinidae. The transcript is spliced from 18 exons. Gene Ontology annotation, biological process: protein phosphorylation. The record is from RefSeq and is a predicted model, not a curated record.
GCAAAGCAUCAAACGCUUCUUCAGACAGCUGACUGAGGGUGAGACCUAUGCGAGCGCUUCUCAGAGGGCUUCACGGGAUAUACAUACAACGUUUGAGGCGGAGCAAACUGACAACGCGUCCUGUCUGGCUGUCAAACCAGUCCACGAGUAUGUUUAAGGUGUAUGCUAGCGCUCUGAACUAGUAAAUAACUCGCUUGGAGAAGCCCUGGCACCUCCGUUUAGUCUACAUGCGUUUACAAACAUGUCUUUGGACUUGUGUUUGCUGUAGUUCGAGCUCAUGCCCCUAAAGCCGUGCCAAUGCCGAGGAAUGGAUACUAGUGUCUCUGGCAAAGUUGGAAACAUGGUCGCAAGUGAUGAGGAGCAUUUGGACGCGAGCGACGGCAGUAACGCAGGGAUGGACGCGCUUCACCAGUGCGAGCUCAUCCAAAACCUGAUCGAGAUCUCCAUCUCUAGUCUGAAGGGGCUUCGGACCAAGUGCGCAGCAUCUAACGACCUGACCCAACAUGAGAUCCGCGCUUUGGAGGUGAAGCUGGUGAAGUACAUCAGUAAACAGUUAGAGUGGAAGCAGAGUGUUCCAGAGAGAGACAGACCGCUGGCGCUGGACUCUUACCCACAGCUCAUAGACUGGCUGUACACCAUCAACCUCCGGCCAGAGCUCAUAGAGGCAGUCCCUGUGAAGCUGUCUCUGGAUGCUUUGCUGCAAAUGUCCAGUGCGCAGGUGGAAGACGCCAUGAAAAGACUGGGCUCUAGCAGUGAGGAGUGUUCCCGUAUCACAGCUGCCCUCUCCUGUCUCAAGAGCGCUACUGACACAGGUGCAGCUCUUAAGAAAGAGGGCAUCCCGUGGAUAGCAGAACCCACUCAGCGUGACAGUUCCUCUGUUGACCCGCUGUCUUGUUCUAUGCGUGCACAUCAGCCUUACAGUCCCAGCCCAACCAGCUGGCCCCCUCCUUCUGCUUUACCUGCCCUUCGUUCCUGUGUCUCUGUCUCUGCUCUACCCUCAAUGGACUUCCCUACAAUCGUCCACCCUCACUGUGAUGCGCUGACGGACCCUUUUUCAUCCUCCCCGCAGCUGAACCGCUGCCCCCCCCGGCUGCUGUCCACCCCUCCAGCCACACCACCAACGAGAAGAUAUGGCAAAGUAAAGCCCACACGAACUCCACCACCUCCAUCCCGUAAACUGCUAAACCUCCUGCCCAACAUCACCCUCACACGCAGCAAGAGCCAGAGCCAACUGGCCAACCGGAUCGAUGACCCUACACCCAACAAGAGAGGGAAGAAGAACAAGCCGCUUCUGAACGUGCAGGUAAAUGGUGGAGGAAACGGCUGGGAAGACUCGCCCUCACGGUCACCACUGCUGUCUGCCCGUUCCCCCUGCAUCCUACCAAACACCCCCAGUCACCUGGGAGAUCCCGUGGGUGUUAGAAAUAAUGUUGCAUCCCACGGAAGCUCUCCGCUAAUCAUGAGGAAGGAUAUUGGUCUGGAUGUCACACACAGAUUUUCCACCAAGUCGUGGUUGUCUCAGACGUGUCAGGUGUGCAAGAAGAACAUGAUGUUUGGUGUUAAAUGCAAACAUUGCAAGGUGAAGUGCCACAAUAAAUGUACCAAAGAGGCCCCUAAGUGCAGGAUUUCAUUUGCACAAUUUCCAAAUAAUAUCAGAAGAACAGAGUCAGUACCGUCAGGUAUCAAUAACCAGGUGGAGCGACCGACAGAGUCUCAGCAGUACGGAACAUUACCGAAGGCAAUAAACAAAAAGGACCACCCUCCAUCACUGAGUCAGCUGGACUCCAGUAGUAACCCCUCCUCCACCACCUCCUCCACCCCCUCCUCACCUGCCCCCUUUGGUCAGAGCAACCCCCCAAGUGCCACCCCACCACCCAACCCCUCCCCUAAGGGUCCCGUUGACAGUCGGUUUCACUUCCCAGACGUAUCCAGUUCCACACAUUCAGAUGGAGGUUGCAACACCGGAGAAACUGAUCAGUUGGAUGGUAAUGUCAACCAGUCGUCAACAGGCCAAAGUGAAGCUGUGGACGAGGAGCAGCAAGGGAAUGACGGUCAGGAUCAGGAAGGUUCGGAUGAUGAAAGUGAAGGGGAUGAAGUGGAUGACCUGCCCAACUGCAGGGGCUACUGGAAGGACCACAUAAGGCGUAAGGCCAGCCAGACCAGCGUUUACCUGCAGGAGUGGGAUGUGCCUUUCGAGCAGCUGGAGCUCGGAGAGCUGAUCGGUAAAGGCCGCUGGGGGAAGGUGUGCAGGGGCCGCUGGCAUGGAGAGGUGGCUGUUCGCUUGUUAGAGAUUGAUGGUAACAACCAGGAGCACCUGAAGCUGUUCAAGAAGGAGGUGAUGAACUACCGGCAGACGCGACACGAGAACGUGGUGCUGUUUAUGGGGGCCUGCAUGAACCCGCCUCAUCUGGCCAUUAUCACCAGCUUUUGUAAAGGACGGACACUCUACUCGGUUGUCAGGGAUUCUAAACUUGACAUCAACAAGAUAAGACAAAUCGCUCAGGAAAUUGUAAAGGGAAUGGGUUACCUCCAUGCAAAAGGAAUUGUGCACAAAGAUUUAAAGUCUAAGAAUGUUUUUUACGAUUCAAACAAAGUGGUCAUCACCGAUUUCGGUCUGUUUGGGAUGUCUGGAGUGGUCCAGGAGGACAGGCGGGAAAAUGAACUGAAGCUUCCACGAGGGUGGAUCUAUUACCUGGCUCCAGAGAUUGUGCGAAAGAUGGUACCAGGAAACCAAGAAGACUGUCUGCCCUUUUCGAAAGCUGCUGAUGUUUACGCAUUUGGCACUAUCUGGUAUGAACUUCAGGCUAAAGAAUGGCCUAUUGUUAACCAACCGACUGAAGUUCUGAUCUAUCAGCUGGGAAGUGGAGAAGGCAUCAGAAUGUUACUGACCCAGAAGGGUACAAGCUUGGGCAAGGAGGUUACGGAGAUCUUGUCAGCCUGCUGGUCCUUUAAGGUUGAGGACAGACCCACAUUCACUCAGCUGUCAGACUUACUAGAGAAGCUGCCGAAGCUCAAUCGCAGACUCUCACACCCCGGCCACUUCUGGAAGUCUGAGGAGUAUGUAUCCUAGUCUGGAACGCUAGCAUGCUGUGGAUCACCCUUUUUUUAGGGUGUAGUUUAGGGAGCAUGAAAACUAACUGAUCGUUUGGAGCCGACCUGUGUAUUGUUUUUUUGUUUUGUUUUUUUUGUCUCUAUUCUGAGCCUAUUUAAUUGAACACCUUUGGAUUUUUUUAGUGUAACGAGAGUCAGAAGGAUGCUGUGCAUGGAAUCAACCAUUAUAUAUUUGAUCCAACCUGAUAUUAUAGUGCGGAAAAUAACAAUAAGUGACAGUAAUGCAAAAGAGUGUAUGCCUGUGAGCUUGUGAGCGUUUUUCUGCUACCAAAGUUUUUGGCUGUUAUAUGAAUGAUUGGUCUGGUUUGCAGAUGUGUGAAGAUUUGUGUGAUUUGUCGUUUAUUAUUUACUAGAUAGAAGCAGAUAAUAGGAUUGGUUCAGAGGGAAGGUGCUUAUUGAUUUAGCCUGUUACACUCUGAAUAUGUUUAUAUGACCCAAAUAUCUGGCCUGUGGUCAGGAAUUCACCUUUUAUAUUUAAUAACGAUGGUUAGACAGUGGUUCUGAAUUUAUAAUAUAUUUAAAAUAAUAUUAAUGACAAUAAUUAGAUAAUAUAUGAUUAUAUAAUGUAAUACAUUAAAUCAUUUAAAAUGAUUUAUUAUUAUUAUUUAUCAGUACAAGUACAGUACAGUUGAAAUCCCUGAAUUUUCUUUUGUAAUUUUCUUUUAAAUAUUUGUGUAUGUUGUCUCUGCUGUUUUUCUGGUGGGUUUCUCUCCGCACUGGAAAUGGCCCAAACUUGUGAUCCCCUCUCUCUGUCAUCGGCCGUUCCUGUCUCCAUCUUGAUGGCUCAACCUUUCUUCUUACCAACAACUUCUCCCAUAUCUUCAUAUUUCGCAUGUCACUUUAUUUUCUCCUCUGUAUUUUCCUUCCUUCUGUUCUCUGAUUGGCUGAAUGUUCAGUGCAUGGCAUCACCACUGUCUGCGUGAGCACUGCAGUCCAGGCCUCCGCUCUCGUUGUCCCUAUGUCUACAAAUACGAUGGUUUGUCAACAGCUGCUGUUAACAUUAACAUGGCUACUGCAUUCAAAGAAAACAACUGAGUCAUUUUUAGAAUAUUUUUAAUAGUAGUCCCAUCUUUGCCGGUUCUAACACUGAGCAAAGUUAUGAGCUGAAAAGUUGUAAAUGUAAAAAAUGCAGAUAGGCUUUCAGCUGUUUUACUGAGCUAGUUGACUUUGCCACAUUUUGCCAUUUCGAAUGGAAUUUGAUUUCCAUUGCUCUUUUGAGGACAUACCUUAAGCUUUUACAGUCCACAAACUUUCUCCUGUAUUCUUUAAAAAAAGUGACUUCCGUAUUCUAUGUAUUUGCUCAAAAUUACGAUUUAACUGAAUAAUUAUUUACCGGAUGCUAAUCUGACCUACUGAGCCCUCCCUUCCGGGAUGGAUAUAGAUCUUCAAAAAUAUGGAUCCUGAUGAGUUAUUUGUAAUAUCAUAAAUAAUGAAACAAUAUUUUGAUCCAGCUGGAUGAUGUUCAAGAACUUUUAAUAUCGAAUACCUCUCGUUUUAAUUUGUGCGUGUGUGAGAGAGAAAGUGUGUGAGAGUGUGCAUGUAGAGUUUUGAGUGAUUUAUUUGUGGUGUUCUGAACAAUGAGAGGCUGGAGAAGAUGGCAGUGACUGUUCCCAUGACAAUUUAAAGGAAUUCGAAUAGAGAACUGUUGUUUUAUUUAUUGUACAGCUAAGAUUUCUUAUAUUAUUUGUACAAAAUGUUAUAUGUUUCCAUCGAAAAAUUGUUGAAAAGGUACUUUUCUCCUGUUGUACAGCUCUUUAUAAACAAAGUGUGUCGAACACAAUUUGUACAUUUCUAGAAUGAGAUUGCGGUUUUAAUGUUAUGUAAUUAUGAAUUAAUAUUUUUGUAAAGCUUAUAGCCACUUGUCUGUAAACACAAUGUCCUUUUAUCCUUGCAGAAAUAAAUAAAACAUUUGAAAUAUU